Molecule: messenger RNA, 871 nt
Organism: Tarenaya hassleriana
Lineage: Eukaryota; Viridiplantae; Streptophyta; Magnoliopsida; Brassicales; Cleomaceae
Product: 50S ribosomal protein L9, chloroplastic
Exons: 6
Coding region: 50-631 (193 amino acids)
Biological process (GO): translation
Cellular component (GO): ribosome; mitochondrion
Molecular function (GO): structural constituent of ribosome
Source: RefSeq, a predicted model, not a curated record
CCGAUAAGAGGAUAAAACGACGGAGCGAGCUUGAGACCGAGCUUGGGUAAUGGCGUUUUCUACAGCUUCGUCCCUCUCAUGGAGCUCCUCGUCUUGUUGGUUCCGCAGUUUCAAUGAAAACCCUAAGUUUCCUGAUAGAAAGUCGAGUUUUUUUGUGGUUGCCCAGAAGAAAGCCAAGAAAGUUCGCAAGGUAAUCUUGAAAGAGGACGUCGAGUACGUUGGGAAACAAGGGCAAUUACUCGAGGUGAAAGCCGGGUUUCUUAGAAACUAUCUCUUGCCAACGGGAAAGGCUCAGCUCGUGACUCCGGUUCUUCUCAAGGAAAUGAAGAUGGAAGAGGAACGGAUAGAGGCCGAGAAGCAAAGGGUGAAAGAAGAAGCCCGGCAACUGGCACUGAUAUUUGAGACUGUCGGGGCGUUCAAGGUGAAACGCAAAGGUGGAAAAGGCAAACAAAUCUUCGGAUCUGUCACUGCACAAGAUAUUGUCGAUAUCAUCAAGGCCCAGCUCCAAAGGGACAUUGACAAAAGGAUAGUUACACUCCCGGAAAUCCGUGAGACGGGAGAGUACGUAGCCGAACUGAAGCUUCACCCGGAUGUUACAGCUCGAGUUAGGAUCAAUGUUUAUGGUAACUAAAUCUUCUGCAAAACUCAAAAGACUGCUGCUUUGGGUGAUGUAAAGAAGACUGCCCCCAUGGCGAUGCUCUUCCCGUUAGGACUCUUUCACCAGAGCGGCGUUUUCAUAUACAGUUUGAGUUGUGAAAUUUGUACGGGCAGUGGUUCAAAACGCAAAAACGCAAAACGCAAAACGCCUGUGUUUGAACUUUCUGGCGUCUAAUGAAAGAGGUCAGAGGACCAUCAUUCAUUUUGAGUAACA